GCACUCACCAAAAAGCAGGUGCUGCUACCGAGAGCGUGCUGCGCGGCUCCAUAAAUCACGCGAGCGGCGUCAGAAUCGAGAUGUAUCAAAGUUUUAGGAUGCCAUGUGAAAUAGCCUUAGAUGAGGAUGCGCUUCGUUGUUAUGGUGAUGCUGUUGCCAGCGCUAAUGAGGGCAGGAUCAGAAUGCAGGUCCAGCUGUCGGCUCACCAAUAUCUCCAUUACUGUGGAAAGAGAAUGUGGCAGCUGCAUCACAAUUGACACCACUGCCUGUGCCGGGCUUUGUAAAACACAGGAAAGUGUUUACCGUAGCCCACUGAUGCUGCCCUACCAGAGCAUCUGCAUCUUCAAAGAAUGGACCUACGAGACCUACGAGUUUAAAGGCUGUCCGAGCAGGGCUGACUCUGUUUUCACGUACCCAGUGGCCCUCAGCUGCGCAUGCGACAAGUGUAACUCUGACAUCACAGACUGUGGAGUCCUCAGCCAGCAGACACUCAGCUGCAAUGCACAUUAGACGAGGAAAGCAAACCCAUCUCUGCAACCGUCCGAAAGCCCGUUGUACAUUUCUUAAUAUUUCAUAACACCCUGCAAAUUGCAUAAUAGAAUAAAACAAGUAUAAAACAUUUUGGUAUUAUUUGCAAGCAUCAAAAAAUAUAACAUUCCCCAAGAACCUGAAUGCAAUGGCUAAAUACAAUACAUUUUUAAAGCCGUAUAAAGGAUGCUUCGGCUCAAAGCUCCUGACAGGUCGCCGUUUCAUCCUGUUACGUUUCUGGAAUCUUCUGUAGGCUCACGUGUCAGUAAUCUCAGCAUUAAAACAGCUCUCACAUAGCGUAAACAGAACUCAUUUCCUGUGAUAAACCAUCUGUUCCCUAACGCCGAGACGCAGACACAUUCAUUUUACUUGUGAAAUUGGUGAAUUUCUACCAGAGCUUAUAAUUGUCCUUCUGAGACCAACUGUAAAACAUUCUGUCUGUGAGGACGCUCUCU
Messenger RNA from Puntigrus tetrazona (Sumatra barb), 983 nucleotides. RefSeq names its product gonadotropin subunit beta-1-like. Gene Ontology annotation, cellular component: extracellular region; cytoplasm. Gene Ontology annotation, molecular function: hormone activity. NCBI's taxonomy places the organism in Eukaryota, Metazoa, Chordata, Actinopteri, Cypriniformes, Cyprinidae. The record is from RefSeq and is a predicted model, not a curated record. Gene Ontology annotation, biological process: ovulation; G protein-coupled receptor signaling pathway.